Messenger RNA from Amaranthus tricolor (Joseph's coat), 698 nucleotides. RefSeq lists its product as uncharacterized. Lineage: Eukaryota; Viridiplantae; Streptophyta; Magnoliopsida; Caryophyllales; Amaranthaceae. The coding region runs from base 132 to 644 and encodes 170 amino acids. The record is from RefSeq and is a predicted model, not a curated record. The transcript has a single exon.
UCUUUCAAAAAUAAAAAAUAAAAAAAAAAGUAGCCCAUCUCUAAUUGUAAUGUGUAUAUAUAGUGGGGGUGACUUAGCUUGUUAUUUAAGCUGAACUCCCACAUCUCUCCUAAUCUCAGAAAAUAAAAAAGAUGGCUAAUCAAAUAACAAUGUGGAUCUUAAUAAUCUCGAUGAUUUGUGCGGUGGAAUGUUUAGAAAUAAGUCUAAACCCGGUGUCCUCUCCGGAAUCUGAUAUAAGUAGCAGUCCCAAUCCUUCUUUAGAUUCUUCAUUAUUAUCAUGCUUUGCAAAAAUAAGCUAUGAUUGUGCUUUCAAUAUUAUAGGAAACGAUAUGUUGUUUACUACACAUAUGAAUGUGAAAUGCUGCCAACAACUCAUUGAAAUGGGACAAAACUGUUAUAAUAUGAUUCUACAAGACAUGGUGGAGGAAUUUCAUUACCAAAAAGCCAUGCAAAUGUUGGAAAGGAGUGAGCACCUAUGGAGUCUUUGUGUAGCUUCAAUCUCUAGUGUUGGUACAUCAAUGGUGCCAGAUCUUACGACAUCACCGUCCAUGGAUGUUCGUGAUGAGAACGUGUCCCAUUUUGUAAAUGUACUCUUGCCUAUGAUAGAGAUCGGAUUGAUUGGCUGGAACUUGAUUCACCACUGACUAGUUGAUAUAUUUUGUGCGUCUUUCUCGAGCCAAAAGGAUCAUCUAUCUCCU